Messenger RNA from Carassius gibelio (silver crucian carp), 2214 nucleotides. RefSeq names its product serotonin N-acetyltransferase-like. The coding region runs from base 916 to 1545 and encodes 209 amino acids. The transcript has 3 exons. Gene Ontology annotation, molecular function: aralkylamine N-acetyltransferase activity. The record is from RefSeq and is a predicted model, not a curated record. Gene Ontology annotation, biological process: response to light stimulus; circadian rhythm. Gene Ontology annotation, cellular component: cytoplasm. Lineage: Eukaryota; Metazoa; Chordata; Actinopteri; Cypriniformes; Cyprinidae.
GGACAAAACACAUACAUCUAAUUUUCUUGUUGGGUUUCUCGUUUAAACAGAAGGCUGGAUUACACAAGAACUAACCAACACUGAAAAAAAUCAACAAAAUGACAUUAAUUGGCUAGAAGAUAUACUAUAAAAUAUUGUAAAAACACUCCCAACACACAUCUGGAUAGACCACAUAUGGUUUACUUAUAGGCUACUUUGUUAUGUAAUAAAGAUUAAUUUUAUUUCAGUAAAGAGUAGUUAUUAAUUCAUACUAGUUCUGUAUGUUGAUCAAUUAUAAAUGCAUUUGAAUGAUAGUGUAAUGUGCAAGAUGUAUUAACAAAUUGAUGAAGACCCAAUGAUCUUGGAAAUGUUACACCAAUGAGUGAUACGCCACUUCUGUUAAUUGCCCCAGUGUGCUUAUUUUUCAGCCGAUGCUGACAAUCUCAAAAUGACAUAUUGGUACGUAGUUCUCAGUGUCCUUAUUCUCUUACUAAGCAGUAGCUUGCUGAAUUUGGCAACACCAAAUACGUAACAGAUCUAACAGGGCUGGCGUAAACACUACAGAGCGUUAUGAGCUGCGCUGUGAGUAGGCUAUUAGCACAGAGACUUUUAGGAAAUUGCUGCAGCUUCACCUGGCACGUGCUCACAGUACUAUCCCUAUAAAGACGGCGCACUUUGGCAGAUCUGGGUGGGCCGGGACAAAGAGAGGGACGAGGGGAGGGUUAAAGAGGAGGAGAGGUGACAGUGACAGUGACAGAGAAGUGUUAGGAUUCAAACACAUCAGACAGUAGUAGAGAGUCAUUGAACAAAUCCUCUGAGAGAGAAAGACAGCAGUGUCUGCAAACUUCAAGGUGAGAGAAAACUAAGAGCUGAAGAGGCUGCGUUAGUAUUUGAGACCGCCUUGUCCUCCAGCAGUCAGAAGUGUGCGCGUGUCAGAUGAUGGCACCGCAGGUCGUCAGCUCACCCUUCCUGAAGCCUUUCUUUCUGAAGACACCGCUGAGCGUCGCCAGUUCUCGACGGCAGAGACGACACACGUUACCAGCCAGUGAGUUUCGUAAUCUCACCCCACAGGAUGCCAUUAGUGUGUUUGAGAUAGAGAGAGAAGCAUUCAUCUCUGUUUCUGGUGAAUGUCCACUCACCCUUGAAGAGGUGCUUAGUUUCCUGGGCCAUUGUCCUGAGCUUUCGUUGGGAUGGUUUGAAGAGGGCCAGCUGGUGGCUUUCAUCAUCGGAUCUGGCUGGGACAAAGACAAGCUAGAACAGGAGGCCAUGACCACACACGUCCCAGACUCUUCCACGGUACACAUCCACGUGUUGUCUGUGCACCGUCACUGUCGGCAGCAGGGCAAAGGCUCGAUCUUGCUUUGGCGCUAUCUGCAGUACCUGCGCUGUCUUCCCGGUCUCCGCCGAGCCCUGCUGGUCUGUGAGGAGUUCCUGGUGCCCUUCUACCAGAAAGCUGGCUUUAAGAAUAAGGGUCUCUCUGCCAUCAAUGUGCCGGCUUUGACCUUCACAGAGAUGGAGUAUCAGCUUGGAGGCCUGGCUUAUGCACGACGAAACAGCGGAUGUUAGUUUCUUUAGCUCAUUCGAUCCUGAUUCAGGACACCAUGCAUAGAUUCUGGACGGCUCUUGGCAAUCACAGACUUAAAGCCCUACUACCACCUGAGCAAGAACCAGAGACUUACCUAUGAGUGUAAAUGAGUGCCAUUUACAGAGAUGGAAGCACUUACAUUUGGGUAUAUGAAGGCUAAAGAUGUUGUUUGUUGUUGUUUUUUUCUUUCUCUUGUACUACACGAGAUACACUGCACACUUUACUGGUCAAGACACAGUGGCUGCUUUUAACAGUUAAUAAAGUGAUUUUAGAAAAAACAAAAAAAAUCACCAUAUUCGAUCAGUCAAAAAAAAUUAUAUUCUUUCAGUUUUAAUAACAUUUAACAUUAAUAACAUUCUUUUGGUAGAAAAAAUGAAAACAUUAAAAAAAAUAAGGUCAGAAAAAUAAACAAAUGUAAUUGAAAAUUUGAGAAAUACGGUAAUAUUUCCAUCCCUUGGAAAUGUUAAAUAUAUUGUUGUAGAAUCUUCCUAACGUAUUAUUGCAUUUGUGACAGUGUGUUUGGGAAAUACAUAAUAUGUAUACAGUGUAUGAACUGAUGUAAACUUUAAUUAGAAUGUCCAUAAACAUUCUCUGUGGCAUUAGUCAUUCUAUCAUGCAUAUCUUAUCAAUAAAAAAAAUCUAAUAACAAA